GGAUCACGAUGAAUGCGUCUCGGUGUUGACAGGGCUCCGUCUCUGGCACAGUCAGCAGCUGCAGGGUGGUCUGCAAGGAUACAUCUUAAAUCCAGUGUUCAGAGACAACCUGAGAACAGCUCUGCUUGGAGGGGGCACAGCAUGGGCGGACGAAGGCAGCAGUCUGGGUCCUGAUCGCCACGCGCGGGACAUCGAGAGCCUCGAUCGCUACGCCCUGGAGCGCUGGGAGGUGAUCCUGCAGUUCAUGGUGGGCUCCCCCUGCGCCGUCAGCCAGGACCUGGCUCAGCUGCUGGUCCAGGCAGGCCUCAUGAGAAGUGAGGCAGGAGAGGCUCCAUACAUCACGUCAGCUGGUUUCCAGUUCCUCCUGCUGGACACUGCCUCUCAGCUGUGGUACUUCACCCUCCAGUACCUCAAAACUGCUCAGUCCAGAGGGAUGGACCUGGUGGAGAUCCUAUCGUUCUUGUUCCAGCUCAGUUUCUCUACACUCGGCAGAGAUUACUCCGUGGAGGGGAUGAGCGAGUCGCUGCUCACCUUCCUGCAGCACCUUCGGGAGUUUGGACUGGUCUUCCAGAGGAAGAGGAAGUCACGGCGGUACUACCCGACCAGACUGGCGAUCACUCUGGCUGCUGGAGUCACCACCUCCUCCUCCAGCCUCUCAUCCACUCAAGGCCCUGGAGAAACAGGCUUCAUUGUUGUAGAGACCAAUUAUCGAGUCUACGCCUACACAGAUUCAGAACUUCAGAUUGCUCUGGUGGCUCUCUUCAGUGAAAUGCUCUAUCGCUUCCCCAACGUGGUGGUGGCUCAUCUCACAAGAGAGUCGGUUCAACAAGCUAUUGCUAACGGGAUCACAGCACAGCAGAUCAUCCACUUUCUGAGGACCAGAGCUCAUCCUGUAAUGCUGAAACAGACCCCGGUGCUGCCUCCAACCAUAACGGAUCAGAUCAGACUGUGGGAACUCGAGCGAGAUCGCCUGCAGUUCUCAGAGGGAGUGCUCUACAACCAGUUCCUGUCCCAGGUGGACUUCGAGGUGCUGCGAGACAGAGCUCAGGGUUUGGGCUGUCUGGUGUGGCAAGACGUGGCUCACAGAGUGAUGGUGGUGACGACGGAAGGACACAGCGAGGUCAAGAGGUUCUGGAAACGACAGAGGUCUCACACGUAACUGGACCUGUUGUAUCACUUCAAGGACACUCUUCUGGACAUUUGUAGAUGUAAAAAAAACAACAACAACAACUUUAAAUAACUGUAUUUGUGUUUUUUUAUAAAAUGUUGACUUUGGAUUAAACUAAUUUUCUUGCUCAUUUUUU
Nematolebias whitei (Rio pearlfish) is the source of this 1304-nucleotide messenger RNA. RefSeq names its product general transcription factor IIH, polypeptide 4 (gene gtf2h4). Lineage: Eukaryota; Metazoa; Chordata; Actinopteri; Cyprinodontiformes; Rivulidae. Gene Ontology annotation, biological process: nucleotide-excision repair. Gene Ontology annotation, molecular function: double-stranded DNA binding; ATPase activator activity. The record is from RefSeq and is a predicted model, not a curated record. Gene Ontology annotation, cellular component: transcription factor TFIIH holo complex; transcription factor TFIIH core complex.